Molecule: messenger RNA, 363 nt
Organism: Didymosphaeria variabile
Lineage: Eukaryota; Fungi; Ascomycota; Dothideomycetes; Pleosporales; Didymosphaeriaceae
Exons: 1
Coding region: 1-363 (120 amino acids)
Source: RefSeq, a predicted model, not a curated record
AUGCGCGUCACACUAUCUCUCAUGGCGCUCUCAGCCGUCGUCGCCGCUCUUCCGGCACCCCAGCCCGACUCUGUGAGCGUGGGCGCUACGUACACAGCAAACAACGUGAAGAGGAAAGCAUGGGAUUACGGGGAUGUGGAUGCUACGUCCACAGCAAAGAACGUGAAGAGGAAAGCAUGGGAUUAUGGGGAUGUGGAUGCUACGUACACGUCCAACAACUGGAAGAAGGUUUCCCGCAAUAGUGCGGACGUUGAUGCCACCUACACGUCUAAUAACUGGAAAAAAGUGUCGCGAGACGACGCCGAUGUGGACGCUACUUAUACGGCGAACAACUGGAAGAUAGUCGAAGCUGCACAUGUCUAA